AUGUCUGCCAUCCAACGCUAUUUUCGCGGUGGUACAGCCGCCAAUCACCUUUUACCUUCUGUUUUGUCGCAGGCGAGCGGUAAGCAUACGUCUCUUACCUUCUCUGUUGUCGCAGGCGAGCGCCUCCUACUCUCCUACUCUCCUCACCUCAACUCUCCUCACCACCUUCUACGACUCUCGAUUCUCGAUUCUCAAUCGUCUACCUUAUUCAUCCUCCACCUUCUACAGAUUCUGCCUUUACUCAUCCACGACUCGAGAGUAGACACUAUGACGAACAACUACGGAUGGGACCAAUGCGAGCCUAUCGUCAAAAGCGUGGAAGGCAAGCAGCUCAGAGUCGGUUUCAAGAGUCAACCGAUUAUGGUCUUCGAGAAGAACAAACAGAUCAAAAAAGACUGCAUUGACGUCAAUUUCUCGCCUGAUUACAUAUGGGGCCACAAAUUGGACAAGACUUCCAUCGAUGCUUGGUCCAAAAGUUAUCUUGUGGCCUGGAACGACAAGCACAAUAUCACACCGCCCCAACCAGCGAAGAAAACCCCCGCCAACAAGAAGAAGGCUACGAAAAAAAACAAGCCCACAACAACUGCACGUAAGAGUGCUCCCACAAGCGCCGUCAGCACCACCAGCACAAGCUCCACCUGGUCCAUCAGCUCCGCCAGUUCCACGAACUCCACCAACUCCACCAGAUCCACCGGCUCCACCACGAAAGCUGCCGCCUUCAACGACCUCUGCAAAGGGGAAGAGAUCCCAGAACGAGAUCUCUCGUCCAUCGGGUUAUGGAUGCAGAAGAAUCUGGGUUUCGCAGCACAGCCUCCCAACACUCUUGUGCGCCAGAUGAGUGACCUUGUUCGCGAGACACAAACCCCUUUCUACAUGUGCAUGGAUUUCAUCGAGUGGGGGGAAAAGAACACAAUCAUCAGAAAGCGGAAGAGGGAGGAUGAGGCUUUGGAGGAGGUAGAACGGCAGUAUAAGAAGAGGUGGGGGAGCUGGUGGGCCGAAGCGGGGAUUCCAUUGUAG
This is a messenger RNA of Periconia digitata, 1017 nucleotides long. Lineage: Eukaryota; Fungi; Ascomycota; Dothideomycetes; Pleosporales; Periconiaceae. The record is from the annotation of a GenBank genome assembly.